UUUUGGGUUAGUUAUUGACCUAAAAUCGUCUGUAAUCGUCAACCCAGAAGUGCUGAGAGUAUUCUGUGGAAGUUUUACACCACAAUAUUUCCGCGUGAUAUUACUUGUCCUCAGUUGUUAUGUAUCCACUCGCUGUUGAAUUUUAAUAAGAAGCUUUGCUGCUGGAAAAGUGCUUUUUAUUAAUCCGCCUCUUAUGCGCACUUUCUGUACUCACAAAACUGUACUCAUAUUUUUAAUUCCGACACUGUGAUAUUACAUCGUAGACAGGAUAUUUUCCGCUCUUUUCGGCUUUUACCACACGUGGUGACGCGGAAUGCCGGAGCUUCGCAAGAAUCCUCGUCGUAAGACGAGGCGCCUUCGCGGCCACGUUUCACACGGCCAUGGGCGUAUUGGCAAGCAUAGGAAGCACCCAGGAGGUCGAGGAAAUGCUGGUGGUCAGCACCAUCACCGUAUCAUGUUCGACAAAUAUCAUCCUGGCUACUUUGGAAAAGUUGGCAUGCGGAACUUCCACGUCAGGAAGAACCAUUACUUCCAGCCUACGAUUAACGUGGAACUUUUAUGGUCACUAGUUGACCGCAAGACCAAGGAUAACCUGCUGGACGAGACCAAGAACAAGGAGAAAAAGGCUCCUGUUAUUGAUGUAGUGCAGCACGGCUACUUUAAAGUUCUUGGCAAGGGCUUCCUCCCUCAAAGCCCAGUGAUUGUGAAAGCCAGAUGGUUUUCGAAGAGAGCGGAACAGAAGAUUAAGGAAGCUGGUGGUGCCUGCAUUUUGACUGCCUAAAUAAAGAACAAAAGCGGUCUAUAUAAUGCCAGU
This is a messenger RNA of Varroa destructor (honeybee mite), 814 nucleotides long. RefSeq names its product ribosomal protein L27A (gene RpL27A). The record is from RefSeq and is a predicted model, not a curated record. Gene Ontology annotation, biological process: translation. NCBI's taxonomy places the organism in Eukaryota, Metazoa, Arthropoda, Arachnida, Mesostigmata, Varroidae. Gene Ontology annotation, cellular component: ribosome; cytosolic large ribosomal subunit. Gene Ontology annotation, molecular function: structural constituent of ribosome.